AUGAAAGAUAUCUCAGAAAAUGACCAGCAGAUUAGAGGCUCCCCGGUGCAGCCCUUCAGCCCCUUCUGGUUCUCUGUGGAGCCCCGGGACACAAUGGCCGUGCGGGGAAACGCCGCGCUGCUCAACUGCUCGGCGCACAGCGAGGCGCCGGCGCGCGUGGAGUGGAAGAAGGACGGCACCUUCAUGAGCCUGGCCUCCGACGAGAGGCGGCGCGUGCUGCCCGACGGAUCGCUGCUCUUCGCCCACGUCGUCCACUCCAAGCACAACAAGCCGGACGAGGGCACCUACCAGUGCGUGGCCACCAUCGACAGCCUGGGAUCCAUCUCCAGCCGCACGGCCAGGCUCUCCGUGGCAGGUAGAGAGGAGGAGAGUUUAACGGAUAUUAAAGAGAAAACAGAGAUCCAGGUAAUAAAGAAACCAGAAAGGUGCUUCAGAAAGAGAAACGACAGAGAAGAGGAGGCAUAA
Menidia menidia (Atlantic silverside) is the source of this 465-nucleotide messenger RNA. NCBI's taxonomy places the organism in Eukaryota, Metazoa, Chordata, Actinopteri, Atheriniformes, Atherinopsidae. The record is from the annotation of a GenBank genome assembly.